AUGGAGCGAACCGAGCGAAUAGACUUGGAAGACUCGCCCAGGGCUGUCGUCGAAGAAGAUGUUUUCGGGGACGGCUACUACGAAGACGAAAUAACAGAUCCGACGUGUCUGGAGGUGAUCACAGACACCUUUGAAGAACUGCGAUUGCCACCAGAACAAAUUGCCAAAGUGCAGGGUGGAUUCGCCCAGCUGGUGCAGAAUGCGGGCUCGCCGGAAGCAGCAGGCGAAGCUGUCUACUCCACGCUCUUCGAGGCCGCUCCGAGCCUACAGUCGCUGUGGACAACACCCAGGGCUGUUCAAGGGAUGAAGUUCGCCAACAGCCUUGCUCUCCUCAUCUCGAAACUUUCGUACCCGGAGGAGUUCAAGAACCUGGUGGACACUCUGGGGUUCCAGCAUUUGACAACAGAGGUCACGGUCCCACGUAUUGAGGUCUUCCGAGAUGCCCUUGUAGAGUUAUUUGCUGCGGACCUGGGCGACCUUUUCACAAUGGAUGUUCGGAUCGCGCUGUGCCGAAUGUUCAACUACAUCGGUGGGGCCUUCAUCUAUAUCCGCAGCAACUACUCGUCCCGCUUGAAACUGAUAUCGCAGUGUUGGACUUUGGCCAACAGCCAAAGGAAUGAAAUGGACGAAGAACCAGAAGAGACCCAAGAGUCCUCCGAGCACAAUCUGGAGAACAAAGAGGAGGAAGAUGGAAAGAAAGCUCAUGAGCGGCUGUACGCACAGUGGCUUGUGACCUUGUGUCACCCGAAUUCAAGCCUCGUGCAGCGACCGUGGCUCCGCGCAUUCUUGUUGCAGAUGGGAGUGUGCGUGGCGAAGCAAGCCACCACAAAAGAUGGCCAGAGUCCACAGGGCAACGAGUCAAAUGUGUCAAGAAAGACUUCCACCGACAACUUGACGAUUUCCUUGGACAGGGCCAAAGCUAUGUCCUUCAAUGCCGCAAGCACUCAUGCACGCUACCACAGCGCUGGUUCAGGUGGCCGCCAACUUGAGGAUGACUACGAGAUCUUUCCAAAGCGGGUGCUCGGUGAGGGCUGCAGUGGACUAGUCAUCAUGGCAAAAGGCCGCAAUGAUGGGCGCAAGUAUGCGCUGAAGCGGAUUCACAAGUUGAAAGUUCAACCGAAGGUGCUGAAGCAAUUGACUGCAGAAGUGGAGAUUUAUCUCAUGCUCGAUCAUCCGCACAUUGCGGCACUCAGGGACGUGUAUGAGACGGAAGCUGAGAUCGCACUGCUGACUGAGUGCUGCGAAGGGGGCGAGCUCUACUCUCGGCUGUCCAACUCCGGCACCUAUGCAGAAUCCGAUGCAGCAGGGGCCACGCAUCAAAUGCUGCUUGCUGUAGGCUACCUCCAUGCGCAUCAUGUAGUGCACAGAGACCUGAAGCUCGAAAACUUCCUGUACGAAACUCAAGAAGCGAACUCCGCGCUCAAGUUGAUCGACUUCGGCUUUGCCAAGAUUUGGGACCCUUCAACCUUGAUGUUGGCAUCCUGUGGUAGCAUUGCGUAUGUCAGCCCGGAUGUCUUGAAAGGAGAGGGCUACACGAGCAAGUGUGAUUUAUGGAGUCUGGGCGUGAUCGUUUUCAUGCUGCUUCCUGCAUGCAACAGGCUCGAACAUGUUUUUGUUGUAUGUUUUUUUGCUGUGUUCAUGUUCAGCGGUCAGAACAUGUCGGAACUGCUGAGGCUUGUUGGCUACCCACCUUUUCAUGGUAGCGAGAAGGACAUGCGCACAAAUAUAUUGGCUGCAAGUGUCGAUUGGAGCCAUAAGAGCAGAUGGCGCAAAGUGUCCGAGGAUGCGGUUGAUUUUGUCAAAUGUCUCUUAGUAAAAGACCCAGUUCAGAGAAUGGAUGUGGGACGGGCUCUCGAGCACAAGUGGCUGAAGCCUAAAAAUCUCAAGGAACCACAUCCGGUCCUGGACCGGGACUCCCUCAGAGCGCUUCGGCGCUAUGCAGACACCUCCAGAGUGCGUCGUGCUGUUCUGCAACUUCUGGCACAAGAACUCGCCCCGGAUGAAACAAAGGAUCUCCGGGACGUAUUCCUAAGCCUAGACAAAACAGGAGAAGGCACGAUCUCUCUUGGUGAGCUAAAGCAGGCGAUCCGUGGAGAGGCUGUUCCCGAGCUGCCCGAAGCCACGCCCGAAGCGCCUGGAAGUUCAUCUCCUAAGUCUCCCAAAACCCCGGCAGCUCGACUCCGACGGGCGAAGUCAGAAGUGAUAGGGAGCCUCUUUGAUGUUCUCGAUGCCAACGGUGACGAGCAGGUGUACUACUCAGAUUUCCUUGCGGCAACCAUGGAUGUGCGGAAGCAGCUGCGGCAGGAAGCCGUGUUGUCGGCUUUCAACCGUCUUGAUGCAGAUGGUUCUGGGACGAUCAGUCCAGAUGAUUUGCGGAAAGUCAUCGGUGAAACUUUUGAGGGUGUCAAUGUGGAGCUUCUUGUUCGUGAAGCUGAUGCAACCUGUCGGGGUGAGCUGACUUUUCAGGACUUUUUGAGUUUGCUUGAAGCAACUGAUGCCUCAGUGUCUCCGACUGGACGGCAGCGGGCCGGCAUUCAGCCAUCCUUCUACUUACAGCCUCAUGUGGUGCCAUGCAAGUCCAACCUUCUGACAGUCAAGAAAGCAGCACGGGAAGAGACCUCCCAGGAAGUUUCUAUGGAAGAAGGGCAUGGCAAGAAGUCAUCCGCCCGCCAAAGCUUGACCAGCAACAAGGUUCCGACAACCUUUCCUGAGAUGUUCAAGUUCAACGCGUCUGUCAUGGGGUACAAACAACAUGAGUGGAUGGGUGAGGUCUUGCAGGUGUUUGAUAACAUGGUGGUGAACUGCGGAGUUCCAUCCCGCCUGCUGGAAGAAGCCGACAUCCUUUCGCUAUCUCUGGCUAAACUACAUGGUAAAAUCGAUCUGCUCGAGUUCAAGGCGGUUAUGCUUGCGUCUUUACGCUCUCUUCUGCCCAAGACCUGGAAUUCCGAGUGCGAGGUCGCAUGGACUUGGCUAUGGGAAAACAUUCAAAAGAUGCUGAAGGCGAACAUGGGCAGGCCUGCUGUUCAACAGAAGGCCUUGCGCAAGUUUUUCAUGAACAUCGAAGAUCAGCAGUUGGCUGCUUACCGCACUGCGCUCUACACAGCAUUCUUCGCAAAGUGUGCGCAGGGCCAGGACUACUUUAAGCAGUCCUCCACCCGGCUUCACUUCAUAGCUGACCGAAUGCUCAUGUACACACAAGAUGUCUUCAAAGAUCCGAAGGGUGUCAUGGAAAGCCUUUCAGCUCUUGGGCUGAGACACGUCGGAUAUGGCAUUCCGACAGAGCUUUUCGGUCCGUUUGUCAGCUCCGCAAUUGAAUGCUUCCGUGGCAUGACGAAGGACGAACACCAGGAGGAAGCUUUUCGAUGGUCAUUGAAUUUGAUUUCGCGUGUCCUUGUUCGCACAAUCACUGAAGGCUCCACUUUGGUGAUGCGAGCCAUCAAUGCCAACUGUGCCAAGAUGCUGCGAAAGGCAGUGAGUUGCGCUCCCCGAGGCUUGCGUGCAGAGUGGAUGCUUAGGGUUCAAGUGGGCACCCAGUCCAUCUCUCCGCUUCUCUGGUCCAUCGAAAGUGGAAGCCUGGAGGCUGCCCAGGCCAUUCUCCUGGAUCUCCUUACGAUCCGUGCAGAUCGGGACCAUUAUUACUAUGCCAUGGAUGCACUUUUCAACAGACAUCCGGACAUCAUCCAGAGAAUCGGAGAAGAUGGCCCUGAGCUCCUACCCACCUUGCUGGAUGGCUUAAUCUGGCGGUCCCGGAACACGAGUGAUGGCACACGCCGGGUGAAUUUCUUCAUCAAGUAUCUCGUGGUGGAUCCCAAGGAUGGUUUCUCGCAGUCCUUCCGGGACGUCGUGGCCCAUGGCGACCCCACCAUAGCAUGCCAUCCAGCGGUGGUCCUUGCAGCAGAUAUCUUGUGGUCACAUGUGGUGGCUUACACAUUUCUGAUGAGCAAGCUUUGGUUUCUUCUGAAUUUGGUGGUGUUUGUGGUGACGAUGGCCAUAAUCACCGAUUAUUCAGACUCCGCAUCUUCUGUGUCCUUAUUGGGCAUGUUUAUUGGGCGGCUGUUCAUUUAUGUGUUUGGUUUCGGGCAGCUCGUCCUUCGGCAUUUAGUGCGGAUAGUUCGUGCCUGCCGAAAGAGGGAGGUGAGACGAGUUUGUUGCUUGCCCAUCCCCAGUUACUUGAUCCACUUCUCGGAGAGUCUGAGUGGAAUGCUGUGCAUCUCACUUGGAGGCAUGCUUUGCCAAGAACCUGUGCUGCACUGCCUUGGCAAGCGAGCACUCAGCGAUGUGCAAUUUGCGCAGUUCGGUGGCCAGUGUGCAGAAGCUGCAGCUUUGGUCCCAAGCUAUUCCAGCUUCGCAUUCGUGGCAACCUUGCUGUACUUUUUGCUGCUUUUGGAUCUGACGGUCUUUUCUACCAAGCUUUCCACGUUUGUCCUGGUAUGUGGUCGCAUGGUGCAAGAAGUCGCCCAAUACCUUUUUGCGCUUUCAUUCGUGGUCCUCACAUUUGCAUGUGGUUUGGCAUCCUCCGAUGUGGCCAACGAGCACUUCUCAGAAGUUCUUCCGGCCAUGCUCAGUCUGUCGCGAAUCAUGCUUGGCAUGUUCAGCAGUGAGGAGUUCCAACAUUUAGAGGAGGAGCCCAAGCUGCUGCUCUCUGUGAGUGUCUUUGUUAUUUGCACAACCAUCUUCCUGUUGAACUUGCUUAUUGCUCAGCUUAACUGUGCCUACUUUGGCAUCUUCAAAGAUAUGCUGGGCUUUGCAAGGCUCAACAGGGGAUCUGUAAUCUUGGACAACAUUCCACAUGUGUCGCCGAAGCGAUGGAAGACAUUCGUGGAUUCAUUGAAGAUGGAUGAGAAACUUGAGUUUAGCGAGGGCGACAUCGGCAUCGCCGGCGGGCUGCAGGUCCUUGAGCCUGCCAGUGCCAACCCGGUCACGACGGACUCCAUCAAACGAUACGGUGGAUCCACGUCUCGGGAGUGCCAGUGGCCGGAGACAGCCACCGACCUGGACUCUGAAGACAAGAUUGAUAGACUCGAAAGGGUCAUCGAUAAGGCGGUGAAGAAGAUCAUCAAAGGGACGAAAGCCAAGGGGUCCACGAUGGGAUCUUCGUCCAGCUCAAUGACAUCAUCGUCGAUGGGCGAUUCUUCACACGAGAACUAA
Symbiodinium sp. CCMP2456 is the source of this 5148-nucleotide messenger RNA. Lineage: Eukaryota; Dinophyceae; Suessiales; Symbiodiniaceae. The record is from the annotation of a GenBank genome assembly.